Molecule: messenger RNA, 1940 nt
Organism: Daldinia caldariorum
Lineage: Eukaryota; Fungi; Ascomycota; Sordariomycetes; Xylariales; Hypoxylaceae
Product: oxidase/Diels-Alderase
Exons: 4
Coding region: 248-1801 (517 amino acids)
Molecular function (GO): FAD binding
Source: RefSeq, a predicted model, not a curated record
UGCGCGAUGCCUGAGGUAUUCUCUUCCGUCCAUCCUGGGAGUCGUAAUUUCGGGGCCAUGAUGAUAGCAAUUUUAGAAGAAGCCGUAUAAGUAUUGAACGUCGCCGUAACACAGGUUGUUAAUUUGGAAGAAGAAAAGCAUAGAGUUUGGGUUUUCCUCAGUCUCUUUCUUCGUACUAUCUUCCCUCGUUUUCUUCCAUACAGUCUAUCGUUUCUUCCCUUAUUGUUUCUCUUCGCAUAAUUUCGCCAUGCACGUUUCUUGGUUUCCUCUGUUGGGUUUAACCCUUGUUCCAUCAGUACUGGCGGCUCCUAGUACGGCAGCGGUUGAUAACUUCUUACGGUCCAUCGACCUAGACCCAAGCGAGGUGCCUACGAGUUAUAAGACCAAAACUGGUAUCGAUUUCACUUGCGCCAUCCUCUCCUUCGUCAGUAGCGAGAAUGAGGACGAUUCUCAAUAUGUUGCUCGUUCAAGCAGCGAUGUCUACACUCAACAGGCCCAAGCUCAUUGGUCGCCAACGGCAUGGAAAUCGCCAUCUUGCAUCUUCUCGCCUGACAACAUCGACGAUCUAGGACGUGCUGUUCUCAUUGCUGGAUUCUCAAACACUACCUUUGCCGUCCGCAGCGGUGGCCACUCGCCCCUUUCCGGAUGGGCUAGUAUUGAUAACAGCCUCUUGAUUUCUAUGACUAAGAUUGACGAUUUGGAUUAUGAUGAGGAUAGCCAAACUCAGCGAUCUGGGAUGGGUAACCGUUGGGGCGCUGUCUAUGAGAAUCUUGUUCCUUACGGACGCAUCGUGGUCGGAGGCCGUCUAAACGUGGUCGGGCUUGGCCUCGCCACGGGGGGCGGCCUAUCUCACUUCUCGAACCAGUGGGGAUGGGUUGGUCAGAACGUUGUAGCGUACGAGAUCAUGCUUUCCAACGGCACCCACGUCAAGGCCACUGCCACCCAGAACUCGGACCUAUACUAUGCUGCCAAGGCCGGAUCCAACAACUUUGGUAUCGUCACUCACAUCACUCAGCGGACUUACCCCAUGGGUAAAGUCUGGGGUGGUCUCGUACAAUUCCCCGGUAACUCCUCCAAGCAAUUCAUGGCUGCCAUGGCCGAGUACCAGGCCAAGGGACAGCUUGACACCAAGUCAGCCAUUCUACCUUACGUUGGCAUUAACAACGACAGCAUCAUCGCUACUUUUGUAUACUUGGACGGUGUUGUCCGCCCCGACGCGUUCAAACCCUUCUUUCAAUUACCCAUCCUCGCGGACUACACGCAGGUCUUCGAUAACUUCUACGAGUUUGCCAAUAUUGAUAUCCCUUACGCGGUACCGAGGUGGACUUACGCUGCCACGACUCUGGCAUUUGACAGCAACAGCAGCGAAACCUACCAGGGGUUGAUUGACGUAUUCUCUCAAUUCAAGUCGCGCAUCCAGAAGAUUCCUGGUGGCUCCCUCGCUCCUAUGAUUCAGCCGGUAUCCAAGAGCAUGAUCGACAAGUCGCGAGCCCUUGGAGACGACCCCAUGAAUGUGGAGGCUAAGGCACAGCUCUGGAUUGGUAUCAACAUUGGUUGGCUGUCAGAGAAGGACGACGCAGCUAUCUAUCAGAUCCUUCAAGACAGCUUGGCGGCAGUAGAGAGCUACACCAAGGCUCGCAACGCUUACCUACCUUUUGUCUUCCUAAACGAUGCUUGGGCCGGACAGAAGCCCUUCGUGAGCUACGGGCAGCAGUCCCUCAACAAGCUUAAGACUGCCAGUAAGAAGUAUGACAAGAGUCAGAUGUUCCAGCGCCUAGUCGUGGGCGGGUUUAAGCUAUAAUCGGUAGCGAAUGUGUACUCGAUCAUCACUUCUAGAUAACGAUUUUCUAUCGAUUCUACUGUCGGGAUAUACAUGCAGGUAAAGUUAUCUUGCGUAACUUUGUAAAGUAGCUAGGUAUAUAGACGGAAAAGGAUCACGU